Messenger RNA from Dunckerocampus dactyliophorus (ringed pipefish), 1762 nucleotides. Its product is annotated as gastrula zinc finger protein XlCGF8.2DB-like. Lineage: Eukaryota; Metazoa; Chordata; Actinopteri; Syngnathiformes; Syngnathidae. The transcript has 2 exons. Bases 403 to 1572 code for a protein of 389 amino acids. The record is from RefSeq and is a predicted model, not a curated record.
UUGACGCGUUUGACUUGAAGUGGGUAGACCCAGAGUGCUUUACUUUUAUGUUUUUGGUAUUAUUGCUUUUUUUGGCUAGUGGUCGUCUUCCAUAUUAAGUACUCUUUGAAGAGCUAACGUGGACUAAACAACACACUUUAUGACGGCCUUGUCUCGGUGCGCCUCCUCGCCUCUCAAGCUAGCUUAGCUGGUUAGCUCCUAACAACGAGACGCGGAAGUUAGCAUCACAUUCAAAGGGCCGUUUAAACGCGUGAGAAUGUUUACAAAGCGAGAGCGCUGCUGUUUGAAGAAAUAUUUGUAGUGAGAGAAAGAACGAUUGCAGAGUACGAGGAGGAACUUUGUUGAACAAAAGAGGAGAUCGAGCGACAACGUCAACUGCUGGACGCUGUUUUCAAGCCUCAAAUGGCGUCACAUAGAGAAGACGUCGGUGAAGAAGAUCUUCCCCCUGAGCAGCUGGCCUGGAGCUCCACGAUGGAGGAGGAAGAGCCGCAUUCCGUUAAAGAGGAAGAGGAGGCGCAAAUGUGGACUCGGGAAGGUGCUGACAUCUGCAACUUUCCAGUGAUUCGAGUUAUUGUGAAGAGUGAAGACGAUGAAGACGAAGCUCCAAGGUCACAUCUUGAUCACAAUCAACGUGAGGACGCGAGAAGAUCAGAAGCAGCUGACGAUGAGGACUCCGGAGUUGUUAUGACGUGUCACACUGACAGCAAACACUUUAAAUGCUCUCAGUGCGAGAAAACGUUUACCUAUAAGUCAGACUGGAAGACGCACAUGAGGGUCCACACAGGAGAAAAGCCGUUCAGCUGCCCAUUUUGCUCUAAAAGAUUCUCACAAAAAGGCACUUUGACAAUACACACAAGAACACACACAGGAGAGAAACCAUUUUCAUGUUCAGUCUGCGAUACCGGUUUCACUGAUCGUUCCGCCUUGCUGAAACACGUGAGAACACACACCGGUGAGAAAUGUUUCGCAUGCGCAGUUUGUGGUGAAAGAUUUUCGAGAAAGGUGAAUUUGACAGAACACACGAGAACACACACGGGGGAGAAACCUUUCACCUGCAACAUCUGCGGUAAAGGAUUCUCCAAAAAGGUGAAUUUGAAGUCGCACACGAGAACGCACACUGGCGAGAAACCGUUUUCAUGCUCGGUCUGCGGCGCAAGUUUCAGAUUUCAGUCCUCCUUGAUUCCACACAUGAGAACACACACCGGCGAGAGUUCUUUUCCAUGCUCAGUUUGCGGUAAAACCUUCUUUCGAAAGAUGAGUUUGAUAGAACACGCAAGGACACACACUGGAGAGAAGCCAUUUUCCUGCUCAGUCUGCAACACGACGUUUAGAUGUCAGUCGACAGUAGUGAAACACAUGAGGACGCACACUGGUGAGAAACCAUUUUCCUGUUCAGUCUGCAACAAAAGUUUUAGCCUUCACCCGUCGUUGUUUAGACACAUGAGAACGCACACUGGGGAGAAACCAUUCAGUUGCAAAGUGUGUGAUGAGAAGUUCGCUUACAAGUAUCAGCUCAGCAAACACAAAUGUGCUGGUGAAAGCAGCAGCAGUCGAGCGCAUUUGACUGGCUAGAUUUGGCUUCUACUGGAACAUUUAUUUGUAAACUUUCUAAGACAACACACAUGUACACUUGUGCAUACAUGCACCCUGAAGUAAGUAAAACAUCAUUAUAAUGUUAAAGGUGCAAUUAGGCACACAUGUUUUUGUGAAAGUUAAAUGUUGCUUUCAUAUUACAGGAGUGACUGGUGUGAGUAUGCAAACU